Messenger RNA from Aspergillus nidulans FGSC A4, 994 nucleotides. Its product is annotated as translation initiation factor 6. Gene Ontology annotation, cellular component: nucleus; preribosome, large subunit precursor; nucleolus. NCBI's taxonomy places the organism in Eukaryota, Fungi, Ascomycota, Eurotiomycetes, Eurotiales, Aspergillaceae. The coding region runs from base 208 to 951 and encodes 247 amino acids. Gene Ontology annotation, biological process: translational initiation; maturation of LSU-rRNA from tricistronic rRNA transcript (SSU-rRNA, 5.8S rRNA, LSU-rRNA); cytosolic ribosome assembly. The record is from RefSeq and is a predicted model, not a curated record. Gene Ontology annotation, molecular function: ribosomal large subunit binding; ribosome binding; translation initiation factor activity. The transcript is spliced from 5 exons.
GCGUCGUCUGCCUGAGUAUAUUACCUGCACUGGUCGUCUCGAAUUUCUUAUUCUUCAGUCACUCAUAUUUCUAAACCCCUUAUUCCUUCUCCUUUUUUUUUCUUCCUACACACCCCACGCACCGCAGGGCUCUACUACCUGUCCCGCAAUACCCCGCCUCCCAAGACGAUAUCUUCCCCUCAGCUCCUCGCAUAUAAGUUCUCAACCAUGGCUGUCCGCGCCCAAUUCGAAAACUCCAACGAAGUCGGCGUUUUCUCCCGACUAACAAACUCAUACGCGCUUGUGGCCAUCGGCGCCUCUGAAAACUUCUACAGUGUGUUCGAAGCCGAACUUCAAGACGUCAUACCCAUUUGCCAUGCCACAAUCGCAGGAACACGCAUCAUUGGCCGUUUAACCGCAGGAAACCGCAAGGGACUCCUUGUCCCCACAACAACAACAGACCAAGAACUGCAACACCUGCGAAACACAUUGCCUGAUGAUGUGAAGAUCCAACGUAUAGAAGAGCGUCUGUCCGCGCUCGGUAAUGUCAUCUGUUGCAAUGACCAUGUCGCCCUCAUCCACCCUGAUUUGGAGCGUGAGACGGAGGAGAUCAUCGCCGACGUCCUCGGUGUCGAAGUCUUCCGUCAAACAAUCGCCGACAACGUCCUAACAGGCUCGUACAUGGCCCUCUCAAACCAAGGUGGCAUCGUCCACCCUAAGACUUCUAUUCGUGAUCAGGAUGAGCUCUCCUCUCUUCUUCAAGUACCUCUAGUCGCCGGUUCCGUUAACCGCGGUAGCCCCGUUGUUGGUGCCGGUCUCGUCGUCAACGACUGGCUUGCUGUGACGGGUCUCGACACAACGGCAACAGAAUUAAGCGUUAUCGAGAGCGUGUUUAGACUGGGCGAGAAUGGGCCUGGCGGUAUUGGGCAGGGAGUUGCGAAUAAGGAUAGUAUUGUGGAGAGUUUCUACUAAAUUCUCUUCUUUUUAAAGUUACGGCUAGGAAAUUCUGAUGCAC